AAAAUAACACGAUGGACGUUAAGAAUUGUUUGUAUUGAAUUCACUGUGUGAAGUAAUUUCAAAUUUAAAGUGUUGGUUAACAAACUAAAAAUAUGUCUGCUAAAGAAUCAAAUGAAGAUCAAUUAAAUAAUUCUAUAUUUACAACUACAAGAAAUAUGGAAUUGGAAUUUCUUAAAUCACAAUUAAAAGCUGCCUCAUUGAGUUCAAAUCCAACAAUAAAAAUAGAAGAAUGGUUGCAAUUGUUUGAGAAAUGUUUGUCUAUGUGCAAACAAGAGUUGUACGAUGAAAAUAUUUUUAGUCAAAUUUUACCAACGGUUCAUUCUCUUCUAUGUCAAGUUUUCAAAAUAAUUAAUAUAUUUUUAACAAGUACUACAGAAUCAAACAUUUUGAGUAAUAUAAAAGACAAAUUAUUUGAUAGUAUUGUGGAAAAGUUUCCAUUGAAUAUGUUAAAUCGUUGUCUGAAACGUUACUUUCUUCUAUAA
Polistes dominula (European paper wasp) is the source of this 482-nucleotide messenger RNA. Its product is annotated as FIGNL1-interacting regulator of recombination and mitosis. Lineage: Eukaryota; Metazoa; Arthropoda; Insecta; Hymenoptera; Vespidae. The record is from RefSeq and is a predicted model, not a curated record.